ACUUAAAUGAUAUGUAUGUAAAUGUUCCGAAAUUUCGAACAGCUCACCCGGCAGUAGAAGCUCCGGCUUCCAUCCCGGGUUUCCAUUCAGAUCUCUGAAUUCGAUCUGGAAAAUGGGAGGAAAGAAGGGCAAGUUCAUGUCUCUACCCGUUCUUACCGUCAUCUUCAUGAUGUUCUACGUCUAUUGCGCCACGGUGUUCGUGCUCUUGCAAGAUUGGCUUUCCUUGAAUUCUUCUUUAGGGUUAACGAACGCGAUUAUCUUUAGUUUUCUCACAUUUAUGUGCCUUAUUGCGUUCUUGGCGUCGGUCUUCAUCGAUCCCGGCGGUGUGCCCUCUUCUUUCGCCCCUGAGAUGGAAAACCCUCAAACGGACAAGGGUAAAUCUCAAUAUUGUGACAAGUGCUGUGCUUAUAAGCCACCCCGUGCACAUCAUUGCAGGGUUUGCAGAAGGUGUGUUCUGAAAAUGGAUCAUCACUGUUCUUGGAUUGGUAAUUGUGUGGGAUAUGCAAAUUAUAAGUCCUUUAUUGGCUGCAUCUUUUAUGGCUCAGCUGCGUCCAUCUAUUCUACGGUAAUUUUCUUUUGUGAUACACUCCACAAGAAACAUGGCUUCAGAAGUAUGGUUUGGAAGCUCUUCAAUGUUCUGAGUGGUUUAGCAUUGGUUCUCUUAAGCAUAACCAUCAGCAGUCUCUUUGCCUGGCACAUCUAUCUCCUAUCAAAAAAUCUUACUACCAUAGAGUAUCGAGAGGCGGCGCGGGCCGUCUGGCUAGCCAAGAAGUGCGGUCAAAAUUAUCGGCAUCCUUUCGACCUCGGUGUAUAUAGUAAUCUUAAAUCGAAUCUGGGUUCGAAUUUGCUGAAAUGGUUUUGUCCUCUGGCUGUUGGGCAUGUGAAUGCUGGCACCCAUUUUCCAAUUUCAAAUGAUUAGAUGAUAUACUGCUCCGAUUCUUUUUCUGGAUCUUGCAUUUUAUGCUUAUGGAGCUUUUCACUGAAAAUAAGGUUUCAUGUUUGGCAGUCUGACCUGAUUCUUAGGUGCCUAAGUAAAUACAAGACAGCUAUCCGUACAGUGCAAUCUUUUUUUUUUUUUUUUGAAGGGGCCACAGCCACAGCAGUUUAAAUUCUUUGAAUGAAUUUCAUACAUGGCACUUGGAAUAUUAUUAUUUAUAAAUCUAACACCCUCUUUCAUAAAUUUUUUAAGUUCUCUGAAACAUCAAUAAUUCAUGUCAAGGUCAAUAGUUUGAUCUUGGCAUCCUUAAAUGCAUUGAUUCAGUGGUUAAAAAAAAAAAAAAAAAAA
Molecule: messenger RNA, 1285 nt
Organism: Phalaenopsis equestris
Lineage: Eukaryota; Viridiplantae; Streptophyta; Magnoliopsida; Asparagales; Orchidaceae
Product: probable protein S-acyltransferase 15
Molecular function (GO): palmitoyltransferase activity
Source: RefSeq, a predicted model, not a curated record